AAGUAAUCAUAUAUUGUACGAAGUAAAACGAAUUUAAACCAAAGCUGGUUUUGCUUCUCACACUAUCUGCUUUCGUAAACAAAAUAAUAAAAAAGGGAAAAACUUGUGUGCCGUUGAGGUUUCAUGCUGUUGCCAAAUUUUGAGUUUAACGAAAAUGGCGCAGGUGAAUGAACGAAAGCUGCUGCUUCAACUUGUACUCUUCGUUAUAUGCAUUUGCGCAUGCGUAUUCGAUGCAACCGAGGCUAAACGAUUAAAUGCAAACCUAACAGCUUGCCAACAUUUGCGUCGUGUUGAGACGAGACGUGCCAAGGCCCUCUAUCCAAAUGAAAAAGAUGUCGCCCUUCGUAUCCCUAGAUGUAACAAAAAUGGGGAGUUUGAAAAGAUCCAGUGUAGGAACGAGAGAGCCGAUUUAGACUGUUGGUGUAUCGAUGAGUACGGCAUGGAAAUACCAGGUACGCGUAAUGAGACGAAGUCUAGCGUACGCUGCGCCGAACCAGCGCAUUGCCCGGCUUCUGCAUGCCGUAUGUUCUGUCCAGCUGGUUUCGCACGUGAUCCUAAGACUGGAUGUAGUGUCUGUCGUUGUCGUGAUCCUUGCGAAGGUAUACUUUGUCCCAAUGGCCAAUCGUGCCAGUCACAAGAAGUGAAAUGCAAAAUCGAACCAUGUCCGCCGGUGCCUACUUGUAAAAAAGCACGUUCUAUAUCUACAUACUGUCUAGCUGGAACGCCACUCGCCAUUGAGGGUAGCAUUCGGCCAUUCCUUUGUGGUAACGAAGUGGGAAAACCACAAUGUCCGCCGCUUUAUCGGUGCAUGGUUGAAGCGGGUAAUGAAUAUGGAGUAUGUUGUCCCAGCUCAAUGAAAUUCUCGAAACCCGGAAUAUGUCCAGCGCAAGAUAAAGUUGAUUACAGCGAGCGUACUGGCUACAUGUGCGGUUCACCAUGUAACAGCGAUCUGGAAUGCGGUAACAUGGAGAAAUGCUGUUUUACAAAGGGUUGCCAAUUUAACUGUCAACAGCCAUAUAAUGUGACCACAUGUCAUCAAGCGCGUGCGCUAUCGGAUAUUUUGUCAGUCAAUGAACGCGAAGGUCGUGGCUAUCAACCAGAUUGUAAUGGCCCCGGUGGGCUAUUCUCACCGCGCCAGUGCUCGCGUAAUGGGCUAGUGUGUUGGUGUGUUGAUCCACGUACUGGUCAUAAAAUUCAAGGCACAAUGGGACCCGCAAAUGAUGUUAAUUGCGAUGGAUGGGAGAAUAUGAUAAGUCAUUCGCUGGCUAGAAGCUUUAAUAUGGAAAAAUGUGACACGAAUAUUUGCGCCGCUGUAUGUGAAUAUGGCUUCAAGAAUGAUCACAAUGGCUGCCCUUCAUGCGAGUGCUCAGAGCCUUGUGAGGGCUUUAAAUGCACCAUCGGUUCGCACUGCGAGGUUGCCACAGACCCAUUGUGUGAAUCUGGUUCGGCGUUAUGUGCCUCCUGGCCUGUUUGUAAACCUGACUUGGUCUAUUCGAACCCCUGCGACGUGGGUGCGCCAUUAGCAGAUAAUGUGACUGGUGAAGUAAUCUAUUGUUUUGAAGAACGCCAAUCUCGAGCAUUUCAACCAACAGCCUUCUUUGAACCUGGACCGGAAUUGAAACAGUCACGUGCUAUGUCUAGCCGCAUUAUGUGUCCGGAUAACUAUAGAUGUGUGAAAUUACCUCACGAUACGGAAAGUGUUUGUUGUCCACUCCCAGAAGAGAUCGCGGCCAUGGAAGGACAUUCGGCUCACCAACAAACCAUGUGCGAAUAUCUAAGAGACUUUUCCGAGCGUAUGGAGGGUACUGAAGAAGGCAUGCAACUGGCUAUACCGGCCCCACGCUGCACCGACGACGGCAACUAUUUGGAGCGACAAUGUACCAUGAAGAAAAUACGUGUUACUCGUGCUGAGCAACGUAAGAUUCUUGAGGAGAAUACCAUACGACGUAUGCGAAUGCUAUUGCAGAGCGCUAAUCAAAGACAGAAACGUGAAAAGCGGCAAGUGGAACGUUUAAAAUUAUACCGCGUCAACGACGACGCCCUAAAAGUGCACAUUGCCCCACCCAUGCAGAGUCGUAAUGCUAAAGUGAUUGAUGUCGGUGCCGAUCGUGUGCAAAGUUUGGGUAAACUUUUUGAAGUGGAAUUCAAGAAAGUGCUGCCAGCACCAAAGCAGUCUUUGUCCGACAAUGAACUCGUGGAUAUCGAAGUUGAGGAAUGCUGGUGUGUCGACAGUUUUGGCACUGAAAUACCAAAUUCACGUGGAUUUAACUUAACUGACAACGAUUGCAUGAAUAUUCGAGAAUCCAUUGAUUGUUUGGACCUAACUUGUCGUAUGGGAUGUGAGUACGGUUUCACAUUGGAUCCCAAUACACGUUGUCCCGCCUGCCAAUGUCGUGACCCAUGUGAGAGUAUCGUCUGUGGAGAUGGCAAAGAAUGUCGCAUUGUCGAUGUCUCCUGCGAUGAAGAGUACUGCCCACCAGUGCCGGCGUGUUUACCACGCAAACCCGGCCAAUGCCCAUUCCUAGUGCCACCUGGUCCUGACAAUCUGGACGCCAAUACUUGUGCUUACGAAUGUCGCACAGACUCACACUGUGAUGGACACAAACGCUGUUGUUCGAAUGGCUGUGGCACCCAGUGCGUGCUACCUCAAAUGAAAACAGCCUGUCAACACCUACACACUAUACAGAUGCACCAAGCUUCCGAGCUUGGUAUUCCGGCAAUGAAAAUGCAUAUUGCUCAAUGUGACGCGCACACUGGCAAAUGGAAUCAAGUACAGUGCUCACCGGAUGGCUUUUGUUGGUGCGUUGACGAGAAUGGCUGGGUGUUAAGUGGCACACGAGUCAAAGGAUCAGCGCCGAUAUGUAAGAUGAAUUCAACAGCCGCAUGUGCGGAAUCGCAAUGCGAUAAGAAAUGUGAAGCCGGAUACAAAAUCGAUCAAAAUGGGUGUGCAGUUUGUGAGUGUAGAGAUUUUUGCGAUGAAAUCAAUUGUUCGAAUGACGAGGAAUGCCAACUGAUAAAUGUGGAGUGUAUUGAUUCGCCGUGUCCGAAAAUGCCCAUUUGUGUGCCACGCAGGGUAUCAGUUUGUCCCGAAGGUAGUCCGCUGAAGCAAGGCGAUCUUGAGGUGAGUUGUGGACCGCACAACGACAACGAGGCAUGCCCUACUACACACACUUGCCAAUUGAAUCCAGUGACACAUCGUGGAGUCUGUUGUUCAAAAACAAGAGAUGUAUGCUUUGAGUCUAUGGACAAUGCUUGCUUAGGUAAAGUGCUGUCUGAGCGGAACGUAACUCGAUACCGCUUCAGCCCCAAAUCUAAUAAAUGUGUAACUGUCACAAUUGAUCUUGAUGCGAGUACGUGCCAAACGAAGAAUCUAUUUCACAGCGAGUUGGCUUGCAAUUCAGUGUGCCCAGUUCUAACUUCAUGUGAGCGUCUCAAGCUGAAAAACAGCUUAGCUGCGCAACAUUCUGGCUACACAUCAGUCUGGUUUCAACCACGCUGUGACCCCGUCACUGGUCAUUGGAGUCCAGUGCAAUGCUUAGGAGCGCAACCAUCUCUGAAUGACGAGUCAACUCCUCGAACAAAGGAACUACGACGCGCUUUAAAACAACGUCCCAUUAAGACCUCCUCCUCAACAAACGGAGUUUGCUGGUGUGCCGAUAAGAAAGGAGCACCGCUGAAAGGUACACUCACAAGAGAUGUGGAGCCCAUUUGUAACAGCCGCCAGGGCCGUCAAAGUAAAGCAUUCAAUGUUGACGAUCAUUUGAUGGAGGAACUAAUCAGGCAAAUGACAACAAUGGUCGAUAUUGAGGAGUAUAACAUUGAGGCAAAAUCUCUAGACAUAAACAUCGAUACCGAAGAGAAUAGUGGUCGAAAUCGUGUUGGAAAACGGCUAAAUGACAACAUGGCAGUUGAGAGUGAACAUCAUCAAAUACCAGCCAAUCGAAAAGAAGAAGUUACAGCCGUUCCAAAUACUGCAGCUGAAGCGUACGUUACUGAGCAUAUACUGGAAUUAGCGAAUUCAUUAUUGGACUCUCAGUUGAGUAUCGAAGCUCUGAAGCCCAUGCCGGUGGAAACGACUCGUUGUCGUGCUCUCGCCGAAACCGCGCCCUUCCCCGUGUCUUGUGAUGAAGAGGGCGCAUUCCUGCCAACCCAAUGCAAUAGCAAAACUUGUUGGUGUGUCGAUGCGGCAGGCAAUCAAAUGGAUACAUCUAACAUGUUUCGGCAGGGUACACAUCAUUGCGCGGAGACCCCAAUCGCAUCAGUGGCGAUCGAAUUGCACAUGGUAAAUCGCACAAAUAGAAAUAUUCGAAAUGCCUAUGACACCAUACGUAGAGAGCUGUACCAAUUGCUCGGCGAUGCUGUGGAGAAUUUACGCGUACAAGAAAAUUUCGACGGAUCUGUAAUUGUGCGUUUUGAACUUCACAAUGAGGCGAAAAUCGAUCUGGCCUUCGCCAUUGAAUCGGCCAUAAAUGCGAAUCGAUUCAAUUUAGUGGGUGGGCAUUUCACACCCGACAUUACGCGCUCGCAUUUCAUACACCGCAGCGUGAGUUCGCCUGUUACAACUGCGGUUUCCCACGAAAGUACGAUUCAGUUGGUUUUAUUCAUUAUGGCAACCAGUUCGGCGUUUCUAGUCAGCAUCUUCGUGGUGUAUGUUAUGCUAAAACGAGGCAAACGAACAAAAGUUCUAACCGACCAUUAUGGCUAUCCCGUUUAUCCAGCUGAAACUGGUACCAAAACCUUAGGCGGUGGCGAUAAAGCAGUGGAUUUUACUGCACCGAUAUUUGUGUUGAGCACUCACGAACAUGAUUUGGAGAGCUCGUCAAAACAGGAAGCGCUGUAAUUUAUAAAAUCAAUUUUUGUUAUUUAUUUUGUUUUUGACUAUUUGCGGGUGACGCUCUGGUCGCUACAUAAAAGGGCUACCAGAAGUUAGCUAAUCGUUAUUUAUGUUAUUUUUUUGCGAAAUGGAUCAACUUUGUAUUUGAUAAACAUCAGCAAAUUAAAUUUUUCCAAAAGAAAAAAUAACUUUAAAAAUCUGGCAUUUUUCGUGGGCGAAUCAUAAAAUAUCCGCACACUUCGGCGUACGGUGUGGCCCAGAGUGUGCCUGGCGUUGAUUGAUUGUAUUUGUUAAUUUUAUUUCUGUUCUACGCUGCAGAUUUUGUGCAUAGAUGCCCAUAACAGUGGCGAGAUAGUAUUAAAAUAAUUAUUGUUUUAGAAGUUGUAAAUAUUAUUCAUUUAUACAUUAUUUACUUUUUUUUAGCGAUUUCACAUGCAUACAUACCUAUGUACAUAUUGGUUAUUUUAUUAUAUGUAUUUGUAUUUAUUUCUAAUUAUUUAUAAAGUGCUGACAAAUUGUAAUAUGACUAGAUUUUUUAAGAC
Molecule: messenger RNA, 5376 nt
Organism: Anastrepha ludens (Mexican fruit fly)
Lineage: Eukaryota; Metazoa; Arthropoda; Insecta; Diptera; Tephritidae
Exons: 7
Coding region: 155-4840 (1561 amino acids)
Biological process (GO): cell-matrix adhesion
Cellular component (GO): basement membrane; extracellular region
Molecular function (GO): serine-type endopeptidase inhibitor activity
Source: RefSeq, a predicted model, not a curated record